UCCUUACAUCAACACACUCCAACAACUAAAAUUUCAGAAAAAAAUGGGCGUUCACUUACACGUUUAUUUAUAACCGGUUGUGUGUUUAGGAUUUUCGAUACAGUAGAUAUGUACCGGACUCGAGAGAUAUAUGUGUCUUCAUAAACAGUAUAGAGUUCUUUAAAUGUUCGUCGGUGACCAGUUUUGGGGGAAUGACUACUGGCUUAAUGUAGGUCAGCUAUAUACCACGGAGUCUACCUUGACGAGCUGUGUACAUGCAAAAUCUUAAGGAAUGUAAACAAAUGAUGGCGUUAAAUCUUAGCUAGCGGUGCUCCACUUUGAAUUUAUCCAUCGUCUUAAAAACAGGACGUGUACGCUGUUCCAUGCACGUGCAUUAAUCAUAAAUUUUCCGUAAUUCUCCUGAACCAACUGAAGAAAUAUAUCGGGAAAGAACUCAACGUUCAAGUCAUAUAGAGGAAAAACUAAUGACGAUGUGACACUAAAAACCAGAAAAGGAUAUGUUACAACAACAGAAGUUUAAAACGAUCAAUCGAGAAUUUGGAAAAAGCAAUAAGAUGCCACAAAAACAAUUAAUUUGUUAGUAAUAUGGAUGGGGAUUCUUCAAAAUGGACAGUCGUCAGGCAACUUCUUGGGAAAAUUCUUCACCAACAGACGGACGAAUAUAAACCGGAAGUAUAUGUGCGCAUGCUCAGAAACCCUUCCAUCCGGGUGUUUACGCUGCUGAAGAGGAGGCUAAAAAAAUCAGACAAUGUUUGGACGGAAGGCUUUCUUAAUGGUGGAGGGCUCGAAAUGUUGUUGGAGGCGAUUGAUGUCAUCAGUUCACGGAGAGUCACGAAGUUUUCCGAAGCUUUGAGGCUACUAGAAUGCGUCUUAUGCAUAGAGAGAUUGGUGAAUUCCAAGCUUGGGUUAUCGUUCCUGAUACAACAUGACGGUCACAUAAAGAAGCUUGUCAAAGCUUUGGACACAACUGACACGUUGGUCAAGAAGCACGUGUUUGACCUACUUUCUGCUCUGUGUGUGUAUUCCAGGGAGGGAUAUCGACUCACACUUAACGCUCUCGACAGCUACAAGACCCAAAAGAAACAACGAUACCGGUUUAGUUUAAUCGUUAAUGAGCUGAAAUCGGCAGAUGAUAUUCCAUACCGGGCUACACUCCUAGCUGUUGUAAACUGUAUAAUUGUUGCCAAUGAGGAAGUGAAAGACAGAGUUACCGUUCGUAACGAAUUCAUUGGAUUAGGUAUAUUGGACCUAGUCGCCGAUCUACGCAAUAUCGAUGACGAGAAAGUGAUAAUUCAGUGUGAAGUGUUCGACGAUGAAAAACAAUCGGAUGACGAUGAAAUAGUGAAAUUAACUCCAGGCUGUGUUGAUAUCAACAACCACCGAGAAGUCUUCAACGCUGUAUUUCACAAGGUCUACAACACACCGUUGUCCGAUAUUUUUUUGAACGUUCUACAAACUUUAUUACAAUUUGACCCCAAUAACCCAAUCAGUGAUGUUCAGUGGAAUAUAGUGGAAACGUCCGUCAAGCGAGCUUUUCUGAUCGACGAAAAACAGAUAAAGAGGGCCGAGCUCCAAGGCGCAAAACUUGAAGAGCUUCCUCAAUACGUAGGGUCAUCUGAGUCAGCUACGGUAAAAACUGCACAACCUCCACCGCCACCCCCACCACCACCACUUCCCAGUGCAGGACCUCCUCCACCCCCGCCUCCACCGCCACCACUUCCAGGUCAUGGACAACCACCACCUCCGCCACCACCACCACCACCACUUCCAGGCGGGGUACCGCCUCCACCCCCGCCACCAGGUGUGGGCCCUCCCCCGCCUCCCCCACCUCCUGGAAUACAUCCCUCAGUUGUGAAACCACUGGAAGGAUCAGCACCUACGUCACCUAAACCCAAGAUCAAGAUGAAAGUGGUGAACUGGACGAAGGUUCCACCCCGUACUAUAUCUUCUUUUGAAAAUAUAUGGAAAGAAGUGGAAAAGCUGCCAGAGGCUGAAUGCAUCGUUGUAGACUAUGAAACUCUGGAAAAGCUGUUCUGUCGGAAACUGAUCGCUAAAGCACAGAACAAACCGAAAGUGAAGCCACCUAAGGAGAUCUUGCUACUUGAUCCCAAACGGAGUAUGAACACGAACAUAUUCCUCAAACAGUUCAAAGAAUCACACAGUGAAAUUGUCGCCAUGAUCAAGGAGGGGGACAUAGACAAAAUUGGUCCAGAGCGCCUGCGUGGCUUACAGAAAAUACUUCCGGUUGAGGAUGAGGUCGCAAUGCUAAAAGAGUUUGACGGUGAUAAAGAAAAACUUGGCAAUGCCGAGAAGUUUUACGUACAACUUAUCCAAUUACAAGCCUUCGAUACCCGAAUCAACGGCCUGGUCCUAAAGGACGAGUUUAAACAGGAUGUUUCCGCCAUUCGACCAAACAUUGAGUCAGUGGUCAACGCGUGCCAGCAUUUACUGCACAACGAGUCGUUUGAGAUGUUUCUAAGAUACGUUCUGGAGACUGGAAACUUCAUGAAUGCGGGAGGUUACGCUGGCGACGCAAAAGGCUUCAAGAUUAGUUCAUUGAACAAACUGAGAGACACACGAGCAAGCAAUCCCAGGGUCACCCUGCUACAUUACCUCGUGGAGGAGGCGGAGAAAAGGGACAAGGACGCCCUUGCGUUUGUGGGGGAGCUAUACCCUGACCUAAAUAGGGCCUCCAAGUUCACAAUUGAUGCUCUGACAGCAGAAGUGAAGGAUGUUGAGGAUAGUGUUUCAAAACUUGACAAAAACCUUAAAAACUGUCCGGCAGACGUCAAAAACCAACUCAAAAGUUUUUUACAGGAAGCCAAGACCGAGAUAAAGUCACUGAAGAAAGAUUUUAAAACGAUUGAUUCUUGGACGAAAAAAUUAGUUAAAUAUUUUUGUGAGAAUGAGAAAAGUUUCAAGUUGGAUGAAUGUAUUGAAACCCUAAAUACAUUCUGUGAGAAUAUCCAACGGUGUAAAAAGGAAAACGAAGAAAGAAAAGUUCAAGAGGAAAAAGCAGAGCGCAGAAAGAAACAAAAACUAGCAGCAGCCAAAGCCUCUCCGAAACAGCCAACGAGACCUAUAGAACAAGAAGAGGAUAAUAUUUUGGACCGCUUACGUGCUGAAAUUAGACAAGGGAUCAAUCUCCGCAAAACAGCACCCUCAUCAGGCUGAUUUCAACAUUAUGUGCAGAGAGCUGCAUGAUUCAAAAACCGGUUUAUGUUAGCAAAAUACUGAAAAAGCAUGUGAAUAUCUUGUCAAUCAAAGUUGUUUAAUAACUUAUUAAAGCUUUUGAAACGCGUCGAGAGCAUUGA
This is a messenger RNA of Magallana angulata, 3314 nucleotides long. RefSeq names its product inverted formin-2-like. Gene Ontology annotation, biological process: actin cytoskeleton organization. Gene Ontology annotation, molecular function: small GTPase binding; actin binding. The record is from RefSeq and is a predicted model, not a curated record. The coding region runs from base 586 to 3174 and encodes 862 amino acids. The transcript has 17 exons. Lineage: Eukaryota; Metazoa; Mollusca; Bivalvia; Ostreida; Ostreidae.